CCAGAGCCGGGCCUUCGGCUCCAGGCACCAUCGCCACGCUCUACUUCUCGGGCAGGCAGGAGCAGCUGCUGUUGCGCCCGGGGGUCUGUGGCUGAAGCCCGAGGGCAGCCAGAGCAACCCACCCGUCAACAUCGCAGGGACAGCACCCCUUGGACCAAGCCAACGACACCAGCUUGAUAGCGGGGUUUGUCCUCAUGGGCUUCCCAUCCCUCUCGCCUGCCUCCCGCCUGCUCCUUUGCUCUUUGCUGUCCAUUUGCUAUACCUUCACCUUGGUGGGGAACCUGUGCAUCGUGUGGGCCGUCCUCCGGGACUCUCGCCUCACCCGCUUGCCCAUGUACAUCCUCCUGGGGAACUUCUCCAGCUUGGAGAUGUGCUACGUAACCACCACGGCGCCUCGGAUGCUGUGGGAUCUGUCCUCCCCGCUGCCGGCCAUCAUCUCCUUCAACGGAUGCUUCCUCCAGUUCUACUUUUUCUUCUCUAUGGGAACCACCGAGAGCUUCCUCCUUGCAGCCAUGGCACUGGAUCGCUACCUGGCCAUCUGCCACCCGCUGCGUUACCCGAUGCUCAUGUCCCCCCGGUUUUGCUGCUCCCUAUCAGCUUCCUGCUGGGCGUCCGGUUUCCUGUGGUUCCUGGCACCCAUCGUGCUGAUUUCCAAGCUCCAUUUCUGCGGCCCAAACACCCUCGAUCAUUUCAUCUGCGACCCGGGCCCACUGCUGGCUUCCUCCUGUGUGCCAGCCCCCGCCACAGAGAUGGCCUUCUACAGCCUCAGCUCGAUUGCCAUCUUUGGACCCUUCCUCUUCAUCCUGUGCUCCUACGCAGCGGUCCUCAAGGCAGUGAUGCGGCUGCCUUCCGCCGCCUCGAGGCAGAAGGCCUUCUCUACUUGCACCUCCCACUUGGCGGUGGUGGGCCUUUUCUAUGGUUCCAUCAUGGUCACCUAUGUGGCUCCCGAAGCUUCAGGGGGCAGCAACAAGGUGGUGACCCUCUUCUAUUCUGUGCUAACCCCCUUGCUCAACCCAGUCAUCUACAGCCUGAGGAACAAGGAGAUGAAAGGCGCCUUAAGGAGGACGCUGUUCCAGGGAAAUUAGGGGCCCUGAUCCGCGGGUGGUUGAUUUGGACCUUGGCCAAGAGAUCGGGGCCUUUCCCUCUGUAGGAGCUACCAUGGUUGGCUGGCUGGCUGGCUGGAAACAGGAGAGAGGGGCAAAAUCUGGUUCAGUUGGCAUUUAAAGGCAAACUUUCCUCAUUCCUGUUUCCUGAAAUAACAUCAUGUGAAACCAGACACAACUAGCUUUUGAAAUCCGCAUGAAUUUUGCAAUUCAGCUCUCCAACCAAAAACAUGUCCAUAAACGUGCAUAUACAGUGGUAUCUUGGUUUGCAAACACAAUUGGUUCCCGAAGUCUGUACUUAACCUGAAGCGUACUUAACCUGAAGCAAACUUUCCCAUUGAAAGUAAUGGAAAGUGGAUUAAUCUGUUCCAGGUGAGUCCACAGAGUACUCAAUCUGAAGCAUACUUAACCAGAGGUAUGAGUGUAAUUGGUUCCGGAAGUCCGUACUUAACCUGAAGCGUACUUAACCUGAAGCGAACUUUCCCAUCGAAAGUAAUGGAAAGUGAAUUAAUCCGUUCCAGUUAGGUCCGCAGAGUACUUAAACUGAAAGUACUCAAACCGAGGCGUACUUAAACCGAGGUAUGACUGUAUUAUCUUGAUGAAUCUUGAUGAAAUGCAUAUGCUAAGUAAAAAUAACUUACAAAAUGUUAUUAUAAAAUGUUUAAAAUGGGAAAUAGAUGGCCAAAGGUGUACAUUACUAGCAAUGCACACAAAAUGCUAAUGACUUUUCAUGAUGACAUUUUUUCUUAAAAAAAUAGAAUAAAAUUGCAAACUGACAAAGCAACAUGACAAUCAGAACCUAAUAUUGGAUAAAUGAGAUGCUCAAGAAACCAUCCAUCCCUAGCUGAAUGUGAUGAAUUUGAGAUAGUGGCUGCAUACAAACACCUUUGUAGAGCAUUGCUUCCCCCAAAGAAUCCUGGGAACUGUAGUUCACUCCUUACAGAGCUACAGUUGCCAGCGCCCUUAACAGCUCCCAGUUCCCAAACAAUAGUUUCUUUGCUGGAACUCCCAUGUGUUAAAUGUGAUUUAAAUGUGUGGUGUGUACUCAGCCGCCAUAUAUUGUGGUGAUAUCUGUUCAGUGCCAUAUCCUAUACAUAAUAAUGUUCAGUACUGUAUUAUUUAUCAUUUCAUCUUAAGCUGAUUCAUGAUUUGCUUGCAAUAUAGGUGUGUGAGAGGCUUCAGACAAUAUGUGAGGCUCGGUGAAUAAAGCACAUAUAUAAUGUUUAUCUACAGCCUGAGUUACAUAUGUCAGGGUGGGAGUUGGGGAGCAGGUCAGCAAUAACUCACAAGGUGUCUGUGAAGCUAACUCUUCAUUCAAAGAAACAAAAACAGUGCAGGCCAAGUGAGCACAGCAGCUAUUCCCAGUAGGUCUUGAAUGAGGCAGUUGUGAGGACUGAAGGUCCCCACCUUCCCAAGUCUCUACCUUCUCCGGUUCCUUCCUGAGGGAUGUAAUGCUUGGUGCAGUCAAAUGCAACAUUCCUUAUUUUCCUAGAGUGGGCACAUGCAGGGGGACAUCCAGUCAUUGUAACUUCCUGUUCCACUGGUCUGGAGCAUCCUCCCCCUUCAUGUGACCUGGGAGAUCACCUCUGCCGAGUCAUGCAGCCAUUUUCUCAGUAGCAGUCUAGUUUUUGUCUUUCUAUUGUCUUGCUGUUCUUUUGCUGCCAUGCUGCUCUCAGCCAGCAGCACAUGAGUUCAGUCUCACUAUGAGAUGAACUCUCCACUUAUUAUGUAACCCCUAAGCAAAGCCUGCCUUUCAACGACCAUAUUGUGAACUGAAAUGUGAGUAAACUUUUUGUUACUUUACUAAGAAAGGCUCUUGUGUCUUUGUCCUUUUAAGAGGGAUGAAAGGGGACACCAGGAAAUAAUCUUAACUAAGAGAUUCAAAUGAAUCUGCAAACUAGCUUCUAGCUAUAUUGAGGGGAAUCUGCUCUGCUACAUCACUUACUAGCGUGAAGGAAGGAAGGACAAUAAUUAUUCAGUAUAUCCUUUCCUACUAUUCUUAACAUUCCCACACUUCCCAAGCAACCUGAGACUUCUUCGCUUUGUCUGCCUCUGCUCCACCCUCUUCAUGCCUCUUCAGGUUCUGUGAGACCAGAGGAGAGGGGAGCUUGUCCUAUCCGCAGAACCUAGGAGAUGCUUUCUAAUCACGUUUGUUCAAAAAAGCAGUCUUUCCUCAGCGGAGAGUCCAAUAGCUGCUGAGCGACUAAUGCAGGCUUCCUCAACCUCAGCCCUCCAGAUGUUUUGAGACUACAAUUCCCAUAAUACCUGACCACUAGUCCUGCUAGCUAGGGAUCAUGGGAGUUGUAGGCCAAAAACAUCUGGAAGGCCAAGGUUGAGGAAGCCUGGACUAACGUCUCUGCGACUCAUAACAUGGCCCUCUUUACGCUGGUGGCAAGAAAAAUCAGGAAGAAUUGGAUAAAAUUUCAGUAAAUUGUAAGGUUGAUUCAGAGGUCUAAAUAGAAUUGCAUGGCAUGUAAUCAUGGAGGCACCCCAUUUGCAGUCUCACUUGCAAAAUACGGUUCUGAUGGCUUAUGCAGAAGCUUUGUUUACAUAUGCAUUCUUUUUUAAAUUUUAUUUCUGAUUUUCAGUUUUAUACAUUUCAAGAAUUUUACAAUUGUUUUAACAUUUUAAAACUUGACUUCCUUCCCCCUU
Molecule: messenger RNA, 3755 nt
Organism: Zootoca vivipara (common lizard)
Lineage: Eukaryota; Metazoa; Chordata; Lepidosauria; Squamata; Lacertidae
Product: olfactory receptor 11G2-like
Biological process (GO): G protein-coupled receptor signaling pathway
Cellular component (GO): membrane
Molecular function (GO): G protein-coupled receptor activity; olfactory receptor activity
Source: RefSeq, a predicted model, not a curated record